Molecule: messenger RNA, 348 nt
Organism: Portunus trituberculatus (swimming crab)
Lineage: Eukaryota; Metazoa; Arthropoda; Malacostraca; Decapoda; Portunidae
Exons: 2
Coding region: 4-348 (114 amino acids)
Source: RefSeq, a predicted model, not a curated record
CACAUGGCUCGCCCACUCCACCACACAACACUGGCUGAGCGGCGAAGCUCCAUCCCAUCACCAAAAAAAAUGACGGAACAGCGCCGCCCCUUUCAGCCUACCGAACUUGCUGAUCGUGCCAGGUUCGUGUCAAUGUGGGUGAACGGGAAGUCCACCAGAGCGAUCGCCCGAGAGACCGGCACCAGCGCCUCCACCGUCAGUAGGUGGAUCAAAAGGUGGAAGAAAGAGGGCAAUGUCGACACGCGUCCCCGCUUGGGCCGUCCGUGCUGUUACAAGUACUUGGACACGAGGGACUUAGAAUUGCUCCAGACGUUUUGCUGUGACCUGCAGCAAUAUUUCCGCUUCUAG